UCCAUGUUUACACAGACACACUGGUAGAACUCUGCCACCAGGACUUAAAGGUUUCGCCAGACACUGAAAUGAAGUUACCUGAAGAAUAAUUCUUACGGAUAAAUAUGCGGACAGUUGGAUUUAGGAUUGUUUUGGGAAGAAUUUGACGAGACCAGCAUGGAUCUGUAUGUGACUUUGUGCCUGUGUUUAUUGUCCAGUGUCUGUCUAGGGCAGGUACAGAUUCAAAACCCGACCGGUUCGGCAACCCUGAACGAGUUACAGCCAACAGACCGGUGUGUCUACCAGCUAAAUGUCACCCCUGACCCCCACACGUGCUCACAGAACAUCACAACAUUCGCAAUGUUUGCCGUCCAACAGAGAACCGGGGACCCAGAUUACUGUGUGUACUACCUGAUCGCCAAUGGGCCCCUAACGUUACCGUCGUACACGGUGCAGUUUUCAUGUCUCGACAGCAGCAACAACAUCGACCACAGCUCCGUCCAAAUUGACAUCAUCCCCGACUCUCCGCCUGUGUUCACGGAGGGUGCUGCAAUAUCGAAGGCCGCCGACGCACUGACCACGAAAGUCGGUAACACGCUGUUCCAGGCGCUCGUCACCGAUCCUAACGGAGACGCCCUCGUCUUCAGCCUGGAGCCAACAUUCACAGAGUUUGAGAUAGAUCCACCUACUGGUAACGUGAACGCAAAAAUAAAUUUCGACACGUUGAAUACAUCACCUUACACCUUCAAGAUCAAAGUCACUGACGGCCGGACAGUGGUGGAGCAGCAGGUCACUCUCAACCUGAACAAUCUUAACACUGCGCCCAAUAUAACGAACUUGCCGACGACACUGCCGCAUCCCGAAGACGUUGCUCCCGGCGUUGCCCUAUACACCUGUACCCAUGACGAGUCCAGUACCGUCGCUAUAACGCUUGACGUCAACCCCGUCACUGAGAGAGCAACCUUUGACUUGAACACUGCAACGUGUACCAUAUCUGUAGCAGCUGGACAAAAGCUGGACUUUGAGAGAACGAACUCCAUGAGUAUGACCUUGACCUUGAAGGAUGGAGUUUUCACCUCGACAUUCACAUUUCAACUGGACGUCCUUGACCGGAACGACCCACCGGCCUUCACAAGCCCCACCUACACCAUGGACAUCCUUGAAGGACCCCUUCCCGUCACGCCAGCCAUUCAGCCAGCGUUCACCGUGACCGACGAGGACGCCGCCGAAACUCACACCUUCUCCAUGGGCACCGGCACGUACGACUCCUACUUCACAAUCAACCCCGGGACGGGGGCGCUGCAAAACAUCAAGGAAAUCGACUUUGAUGCCGGCCUUACACAAGUUACUGUCACGGUCAUAGCUACAGACAAGGGAGGGGACACCGCGACGACAACCCUCAACGUCAACGUUGCCGACUACAACGACAACGAUCCCGAGUUUGCUACCGCCAAUACGAACUUGUACAUCAGUCCGAAGACUCCGGUGGGCACCAUUGGUCAAGUAGCUGGUACUGAUAAGGACACUGGGGUGAACGCAGCGCUGACCUACACCCUCCAAGCGGACAACUCCGGGGGAAAGUUCCUCGUCCAACCUGACGGGUCGGUGUAUUUGCAGACAGUUGUGACGGAGGCCCAGCGGAACGACAUCUACACCCUCACCGUCAGAGCCACGGACGGUGGCACACCAUCCAGGAACGCUGACACUACUGUUACUGUCCAGUUUAACAUUCCGCCAGUGAUCACAAACUUGCCGAACGCCGCGUUUCUCAGCGAGGACACCAAGGUGAAGACGGAAGUGUCCAAGAUCGAAGUGACCGAAACCGACACCUUCGUGUGCGAGGCCGACAAAGUCCUCCCCGUCACGGCCAACACAGCAUUUGUCGUUGAGAAAAAGACUGGAGGGCCAGACUGGUUUGUGUUUUACACUGGUCUGCAAGCGUUAUCGUUUGCCACAACCCCGUCCUUCACCGUAGAUGUCAUCUGUACCGACUCUCACGACGGCAAGUCGAUCAAGAGCACACUCACCGUCAACAUCAGACAGAACACGCCACCGGUCCUGAACUGUGUCCCUAAUUUGAUCGGUGUUGACGCAUCUGUAGCCAACAUCGGAGACACUGUCCACACCAUGGUUGCGACCGACGACGACUCUCUGAUGUUUCAGAUGGCUGUGCAGCCGAACCCUGGAACAUUCAGCAUACUAAACACUGGUGUAGUACAAUGCCAGAAGUUGAUGAUACGAGAGACGAUCAGUCAGUACAUCGGCGUGGUGACAGCGGCAGACCCCUACAACACCGUCACCUGCACCGUCACCUUCACCAUGACAAACACGAACGAAGCCCCUGUAUUUGAAGACCUACCUCGAGCCGUUGAGGUAGCAGAGGAUCUGAACGCGGGUGGUGUUAUAGCGCAAGUCACGAUUGGUGACGCCCAGCAGUGCACCUCUUUAAGUUUAAUCUGGGACGUGGACCCUGCUAGCGAACGCCUGACCUUUAAUGCUGCCUUAGUUAACAAAGUCGUGACCUUGACAGUGGCCAACGGUCAGAAGUUGGACAGAGAGAAGGUGGACAAGUACACCUUCUCCUUCCGCGCCAACGACGGCUGUCUCCUCUCCCAGCUGUACCCUCUCUACGUCGACGUGACCGACGUCAAUGAGAAGCCAGAGUUCCUCAAUGGUCAGAAUUACAUUGCGUACUUCGACGAGGUAAAUUCCCCAGGGACUAAUCUGAACUGUGGCGGGAUUGACGCAGACAUCGGCGACGUCCACACCCUCGUGCUGGAGGGGGCGGACGCCAACAAGUUCACGAUCGUGGACACGGCCCAGUGCAUUCUGGGCCAGGCGCUGGAGCUAGACCGAGACAACAACGGCCCGGCUCAGAUCAACCUCAUCAUGAAGCUGAUAGACAAGACAGGGUUGUCUGCAGAGGCCACGGUCACUGUGUUUGUCAGAGAGGUGAACGAUAACGACCCUAUCUGCGACCUACCCGCAUACACCUUUGGCAACAUCUUCAACGGCGACACAAUUGGACGGACAUUGGGCAAAAUAACAGCAUCCGACUUAGAUCAGUCAGUCAACGGACAGGUUACCUUCAGUUUCGCCAGCGGUAGUUCCGGAAGCGGUGUCCUUGACAUUGCCAGUGACGGUACCGUCAAGUUGGUUGGAGACCCAGAUGGAAAGCUGUCUCCAGGAGCCCUCGUAGACCUGACCGUCCAGGCAACAGAUGGAGGAACUCCGUCACGGUCGUCCACUUGUAAAGUGAACCUCCAGUACGUCUACACGACAACGCCCCCUACCCCUCCUACCAUGCCACCAGUGACUGGCGCGACUGGGGCUACUGGCGGCGCUGGGGGCACUGGCGGCGCUGGGGGGACUGGCACGGCAGCAACGUUGUCGCCGGUGGAUGCGGCGUUGCAGAACCCCGUCAUUCUGGGCUUGAUUGCUGCUCUGGCAGCCUUGCUAUUAUUGGGUAUCAUCGGGGCGCUACUGCUGUGCUGUAAGUGUCAGGCCUGCCAGGGAUCGGGAGGAAAGGGCUCAAAUAAUUACGAUAUGAAGCGUGACCACAUGUCCAGCAGAGGUCGGUGGUCACCGAAGUCCAACCGGGUCACCACCGUCAGCGAAGUGACCCCGGCCAUGCACGAUGGCCCGACAACGUUAAAAUAUCUGUAACAGAGUCAACGCUCAACGGGAAACAGAUGGGAAAGAUGUACAGGCGACAUCUUGAGGUAGAUCCAUGGUUCAAGUCCCCAGCACGAUAUGUCCGACUGGAGUGACGUCCCCUCCACUAGUCUGUAACGCCGUAUACAUGUGUGAUAUAUGUAGAGACUGUGACGUCACGCCUCUGUUGCCUCCUUCCACGCUUUCAAAUAUGGACGUUCAUACCUUAGUUACCGAUGCUACUAUUACCGUUACUUUUAAAUAUCUAUACAUUGCUAUAUAUAGAAUACAACGAUGCAUUUACAGGUGUAUGCUGAUAUUAUGCAAAAUACCUAUAGUUUUAUGAAGAUAUUUUGUCAAAUACCUACAUUUUUGUAGGCUUGUACACGUGUGUGUAGCAGUGUGUGGUGGCGCUUCGAUAUCAUGUUAAUUUUGCACUUAUGCAGUUAUCUCCCUUGUAUCAUAACCACCUCCGACGAUAGUCCCGUUGGCUGAAAUUUGUCCUCGGUAUGGGCACGAGGAUAUCAUUUCAAAAGUAAUAACAAAUACAUUCCAAGAUGAUAAUAAAUUCUUUUAUUUUUCAAACACCAUUAUAACAAUUUAUUUUAUAUAAUUUACACGAAACAUCGGCAAGAUUAUUUUAUUAAAGGUGUUUUUAGGUAUGUAUAUAUCAUUUGUACAGUUUGGAACUUGUCUUUGAAUAAACUGUGACAUGUA
Messenger RNA from Haliotis rufescens (red abalone), 4350 nucleotides. Its product is annotated as cadherin-23-like. Gene Ontology annotation, cellular component: cell-cell junction; plasma membrane. The transcript is spliced from 19 exons. NCBI's taxonomy places the organism in Eukaryota, Metazoa, Mollusca, Gastropoda, Lepetellida, Haliotidae. The coding region runs from base 157 to 3645 and encodes 1162 amino acids. Gene Ontology annotation, biological process: homophilic cell-cell adhesion. The record is from RefSeq and is a predicted model, not a curated record. Gene Ontology annotation, molecular function: calcium ion binding.